GACUUUGUUCUGUGUCGAUCUUGAAAGGUUGAUAUCUAUACAUUUAGAUAUUAGUCACUGAGGCGUGUGGUGUUUUUGUACGUGAACGAAGCCACACUUUUGAUACGUUAUUGUAUAGUAUGACAAAAGCAUUCACAAUGGUUCCCUGUCAGCUGGAGUAGGUGGGGUCACAUAGAGCCAAGAUGGCUGACUUUGAGGAACCGUUGUCAGACGAAGAGAAGGUUCGCAUAGCGGCCAACUUUGUGAUCCGUGCCCCCCCAGGAGAGUUCAAUGAGGUCUUCAAUGAUGUGCGGCUUCUUCUCAACAAUGAUAACCUCCUCAGGGAAGGAGCGUCUCACUCCUUUGCCCAGUACAACAUGGAUCAGUUCACACCUGCCAGACUAGAAGGCUUUGAUGACCCGGUCCUAAUUACAGAGCAUGGGGACUUGGGUCAGGGGCGUUUUUUGGACCCUCGCAACCAUUUGUCGUUCCGCUUUGACCACCUUAGAAAAGAAGUGAACGACGUGCAGCCUUAUGAAGGAGUCCCAUCUCUUAAAGCCUGGAGAGAUUCCUGUGACAGCAUCCUUUGUGCUUAUGUUAAAGAGCACUACCCUACUGGAGUCUGCACAGUGUAUGGCAAAACAGUUGAUGGUCAGCAGAUGAUCAUAGCCUGCAUUGAGGGACAUCAGUUUCAACCCAAAAAUUUCUGGAAUGGACGCUGUAGGUCGGAGUGGAAACUUACUAUUGGCCAGUCCACUGCACAGGUGGUGGGAGUGUUGAAAAUUCAGGUUCACUACUAUGAAGAUGGGAAUGUGCAGCUGGUUAGUCAUAAGGAGGUAGAAGAAUCAGUACCAGUGACUAGUGAAACUCAGAUAGCCAAGGAGUUUGUUGACAUCAUCAAGCGUGCUGAAAAUGACUACCAGACCGCAAUCGGUGAGAACUACCAGGCCAUGUCCGACACAACUUUCAAGGCUUUACGUCGCCAGCUUCCUGUCACGCGCACUAAGAUUGACUGGUAUAAAAUCCUAAAUUACAAAAUUGGUAAGGAGAUGCUAAAUGCCUAAUGGAAGGUCAGGGACUGGUCAGGGAGAUGCUGGUUCCACUGGCCCAACGCAAUCAUACCCAAGGACUUACCAAAGCAAAACAAUAUCAGUGUGAGGCAAGGAAUCAACUAAAACUCAUCAAAACAGAAGAUUUGCAGAGUGUAAUACAUAAGUAUGUCUGGUUGUGGGACAACUUUGGUUAGGGAGAUGAUCAUGGUUUUUGUUUGGAGAAAGUGGUUACAUCUGAAUGUGUGACGUUGGAUCAGUUUGUGCAGAGCUGUGUUUAGGACAGCAUUGGCGACAACUACAAAACCUUUAUUCAGCCACCUAGAAAAGUGGUCAGUUAUGUCAGAAGAGUGUGAAGACCAGUGGCCAAUGUGUAGUCACACACACCCAAAAUCAAGGCAACACAAUACAUCUGAUGUGACAAACAAAGCACACUCUCAUAUAACAGGGUUUGUAGUACAAAUGGCAUAUUUAUAUGUGGUUGACAUUCAUUUGGGAAUAUGCUGUGCGCCACCAGAUGCCCCAACAUUAUAUGGAAGAAAGUAAAGUUUUGCUUAUUCAAUUAAAAAUAUGUCAUUAGCAGUAACACAAUCCUUAGCAUAGCUUUUCUCUGGAAAGUUGUAUGUACUGUAAGUCUGGCAAAUAGGGGAAUAUUUUUCGUUUGUCCUGUUUAAUGUGUCUCCACUCAUGCAAGCCAUAAUGACUGCUAUAAGACAACUUCUGUAUGUAUGUUACAAUUCUCUCUUGCAUUUUGUUCUGAAAGGAAAACAUGUAAACCAAGAUUUGCCAAAAUCUCUUUCCUAUGGUAAAGAACUCCAUUCUCCUGCUAAUGUAUGCAAAUUUCUAUUUUAAAAUGCUGUUUUCUGUUGGAUUCUUGAAAUAUUGUAUUGUGACAAAUUAUGUGUUGGUCAUUGCCAAGGGAACUUAAAGCAGUUGCCAUUCAAAGCAAAUUCAUGUGUUACCUGACUUCUGUAUGGCUCAUCUAACCCUUAAGUAUAUACCAUGAAAUCAAAGCAGACAUUUUGGAUGGAUGUGCUCUGUUAAACCCUCACAUUAUGCUACCAACUGUGUGUUCCCAUCAGUGAUGCGUUGCCUGUACUGCACCAUUCUGUUCUACGAAUAAAAGGACUGAACGAG
This is a messenger RNA of Dunckerocampus dactyliophorus (ringed pipefish), 2165 nucleotides long. RefSeq names its product capping actin protein of muscle Z-line subunit alpha 1b (gene capza1b). Gene Ontology annotation, molecular function: actin filament binding. Lineage: Eukaryota; Metazoa; Chordata; Actinopteri; Syngnathiformes; Syngnathidae. The transcript is spliced from 10 exons. Gene Ontology annotation, biological process: actin cytoskeleton organization; barbed-end actin filament capping. Bases 183 to 1043 code for a protein of 286 amino acids. The record is from RefSeq and is a predicted model, not a curated record. Gene Ontology annotation, cellular component: F-actin capping protein complex; actin cortical patch.